AUGGAGGAGCCCCAGCAGCAGCAGCAGCAGGAGGAGCGGCCCCGCAGGGUGAGGUUCCGCAUCUCCUCGGCCGGCAGCGGCCGGCUGCUCAAGCAGGUCUACGAGGACGGGCAGGAGCUGGAGCCGCCGGCCGAGGAGCGCUCGCGGCGCUUCCUGCGCCACAGCUUCGAGCCCGAGGAGCCGCUGUGCGGGCCCGGGGAGCUGCCGGGCAGCGCCGAGAGCCUGUGCUGGCCCACGGCGCUGACGGCGCGCAGGAUCAGCGUGCUGAGGGAGAGCCAGCACCAGGGGCUGCUGGGGAGCGCGGGCCUGCUCCGCGACUGCCGCCCGGGCACCGGCCUGUGCGAGGCUUCCCCAGUUGUAGAUUUUGGCAAGAUCAUCAUCUACACCAAUAAUCUGAAAAUCAUCCGUGCACCAAUGGACGAGAAGGAGCUCAUGAGAAGAAUGAUCCAGACUGAGGGAAUAAAUGACUGGACGUUCGUGUACCGGGAGAAGAAAGAGCGACUUGGUGGUGGGCAUGAAACAGAUGUGGAGAAUAUGGUCACGUGCAACCAGCAUGUGCUGGAGGGCUAUGCUGAACACUGCUGCUCCCAGUGCAGAGGCUCGGGCUGUGCUCCCUGCUCGCUGUGCCACGGCAGCAAGUUCUCCAUGCUGGCAAACCGAUUCCGGGAGUCCUACCGGGCGCUGCGCUGUCCGGCGUGCGACGAGAGCGGGCUGCAGCCGUGCUGGGUGUGCGCCGCCUGA
Melospiza melodia melodia is the source of this 741-nucleotide messenger RNA. It is a transcript of the gene GRXCR2, whose product is annotated as glutaredoxin and cysteine rich domain containing 2. The transcript is spliced from 3 exons. Gene Ontology annotation, cellular component: stereocilium shaft; stereocilium base; microvillus. Lineage: Eukaryota; Metazoa; Chordata; Aves; Passeriformes; Passerellidae. Gene Ontology annotation, biological process: sensory perception of sound. The record is from RefSeq and is a predicted model, not a curated record. The coding region runs from base 1 to 741 and encodes 246 amino acids.